Mesocestoides corti is the source of this 1449-nucleotide messenger RNA. The record is from the annotation of a GenBank genome assembly. NCBI's taxonomy places the organism in Eukaryota, Metazoa, Platyhelminthes, Cestoda, Cyclophyllidea, Mesocestoididae.
UUACCAAGAAUCGGCAGUUCGUGCCUGUGGAUCACGAAUCCGGAAAUCGUCAUUUUGAAGGAAUUUAUGGACACGAACGAUUCUUCUUCCGUUUAUGAAAUAUCACAAUUUAACAGUAAUUCCUCAGGCUCAAUUCCAUUGGCCGUGACUUUCAGUGCAAUAACAGCGUUUACUGCUUUGGGGAAUCUCUUGGUUAUUUUUGCCGUCUUGUUAGUACAUAAGCUUCGAUGUCCAAGCAAUUUUUUGAUUGUUAGUCUGGCAGCAAGUGACUUGUUGGUCAGCAUCAUGGUAAUGCCCUUCGGGACAUAUUUGGAAUACAGACAAUACUGGGGGCUUGGUGAGGUCGCUUGUGACAUUUACAUUGUCUUUGACGUUCUUCUAUGCACAGCUUCUAUUUUGAACCUUUGUGCUAUCAGCAUCGAUAGGUACCUCUCAGUCACUCGUCCCUUUGAUUAUGUAAACAAAAGAACGCCAAAGCGAAUGCUGGUAAUGAUUGUAAUUGCUUGGGUUACAUCUGCAUUAAUAAGCAUUCCUCCGACUUUUGGAUUCAAGGACAAGUUUGUCCCUGGUAAAUGUGCAUACAGCAAAAAUUUCAUAUACCAGAUAUAUGCAUGCUUUGGCGCGUUUUAUAUACCCCUAUUCGUCAUGUUAACGCUGUAUGGCCGCAUUGUCGUUUUGGCACGACGUAUUGUCAAGUCUGAUCGCAGUCGAUUGACAUCGUCAGCUGGAGAUGAAAGGCAAAAUCCUACUCAAAACCAUGUCCUACCACAGGAAUCAGAUGAGAAUAUUUGUACAAAAAACAGUGGUUCUUCCAUAUCAUUGUACAAGAAAAUUUCCUGUUUUUCCAAGAAACAUAGAGGAUCAGUUACCUCUAUUGAAAAAUCUCCUGGGAAUAAUCUCUAUACGAGUGUCAGUCAGAGCCAUUCUAACAAUGUUGCACCUGUGGUCAAUAUAAUUGAUGCCCAGGACAAACCAGAACAAGGCUCACCAGCACUUCCAGAAGGACGUUAUUCGUCCGCGCCCAUUCAUCAUUUCAGCCGUUUGCCUCCUUUUCAAGCACGCCAACAUAACGUGCCAAUGGAUGAACUAGACAAUGGAUCUGGGCAUUUUUUAUCAGCUGAUAAUUUCCCAGCUUCAUCAUCUCAUCCCCCUCAAAGCCCUCUCACGAGGCAGCACCGUAGAAGUUUGCAUCCUGGGGGCAGCAAUGCUAGAAUUCGUUUACCGUCUCCACGUGAUCGAGCCUCCUCUGUCAGCAUUGCCCAUAUACAGACAAAUGAUGCAAAAUCAAGCCUCCCAUUUUUCUCAAAGCAGCGCUUAAGUAUAGCUCUUCAUCUUAGACGAUCAGCAGUCAGACGCUCGAAUGAAACCAAGGCCAUUCGAACACUUGGUGUAAUCAUGGGUGUUUUCUGCAUUUGCUGGUUGCCCUUUUUCAUUGUUGCAGUAAGUUGA